Messenger RNA from Daphnia magna, 3701 nucleotides. RefSeq names its product putative transcription factor SOX-15. Bases 760 to 2607 code for a protein of 615 amino acids. NCBI's taxonomy places the organism in Eukaryota, Metazoa, Arthropoda, Branchiopoda, Diplostraca, Daphniidae. Gene Ontology annotation, molecular function: RNA polymerase II cis-regulatory region sequence-specific DNA binding; DNA-binding transcription factor activity, RNA polymerase II-specific. The record is from RefSeq and is a predicted model, not a curated record. Gene Ontology annotation, biological process: regulation of DNA-templated transcription; cell differentiation; anatomical structure morphogenesis. The transcript has 3 exons.
GGUCAGUCGUCCUUUAGCUCUUGGCUGUGCUGCAACACGUCGCGCACCCAGCUCCUUGUCGUUUUUUUGUUUUAGUCACGUCCGUUCGUCAGGUUCUCCCGCCAUUCAAAAAUCGAAAAAAAUAAAAACAAAAACUGUUUCGUGAUUUAUCUUUUUUUUAAAAUUUAAUGUUGUUGUUGUUUUGAAAAUCAAAACAGAGGCAAUUCUACACUUUUUCUUCAGUUGCGGACUUAACAUCUCGUACUGCACGAUUCGCAAGUGUUUUCUGUUAUUUGUUUGAAAAGGAAAAAACCAAACGAAAAAAGGAAAAUCGAAAAAUCCAGUUAAUGGUUACCACUUGGGAUUUUGAAAUACUCUUAGUGAAAACGAUAUCCAUAACUGAAGAGAGAAAGAAAAGAAAAAAAAAAAAAAACAAAACCAAAACAGAUUUUUGAAAAAAACAAGAAAUAGUAUACAUAUCAUGUGCCGGACUCGUUAGGUAACAAAAGGUGCAAUCGAACCGUUCAAACCAGUUUCGACAGUUAACUAACCGUGACGAUCAGAUAUCGACUGAAGGUACGUCGAUUUGUCAUCGGAUUUUUGCGUUUCCUCUUACUUUCACGAUCGUUUUUCCUGUUCUGUUUUGUUUUUUUUUGGUUUGUUUGAUUGUUUGAUCGCAUUAAUUGAAACUGAAACCAACUUGUUUCUAUUUCUUAUUUUCCCACCUUCUCGUGUUCUUUUGAAAAAUCUUCAAAAUCUUUCCGAAAAAAAAAAACGAAGAUGGAAGAAUUCGGGGCGGCUAGCAUUGCCCAUUACAACAACAUCCAACAACAUCAUUCGGCUAGUCUCAAUAACAACAGCAUGCAAACCGGAUUCGAAUUCAAUUCGCCGCCUUUACCACCGUCGCCUUCGUCUUCGGCAGCCAUGUCAGGUGGCAAUUAUCUCGGCCAGUCAAGAUUGGCCGUCUAUUACAACAACCGGCCAGUCAACCAACAACAGCAACAACAAUCGCAUUUCAACGGUUACGCGAUGGGAGGGCGGAAUCACGUCCAACAGCCGCAACAUCAUCCGAACCCUCAACAGCUUCAGCUUCAUCACCACCAGCAAGGGCCGGCCGGUUAUCUUGGCCAGCACCACCAGAUGAUGGGCCAGGAUCAGAUGUGCUGGAAUCAAACAGCCGGACUGAUGAUGCCCAACGUGACGGCCGUCAAAGGUGGCAGUGGCAAUAUCAGCAGCAAACAAGCGGCGGCUAACGAGAAGAAAGCCCGUGAGCAGCGCGUUCGUAGGCCCAUGAACGCCUUCAUGGUCUGGGCGAAAGUCGAACGCAAGCGACUGGCCGACGAGAAUCCCGAUCUGCACAACGCCGACCUCAGCAAAAUGCUUGGUAAAAAGUGGAAGGGUUUGACACCACAGGAUAGACGGCCGUACGUGGAAGAAGCCGAGAGGCUGCGCGUGAUCCACCUGCAGGAGCAUCCAAACUACAAGUACCGACCGAGGAGGCGUAAGCAGGUCAAGCGCGGCGGGACGGCGACGGCCACACCGGCAGUCACGACGGGUGGCAAGAAGAGUGUCGAAGUGGAACUGAAUUCUGUUGUCGACCGACCAUCCAGCACAACGGCAAAGAUGCCCCAUGAUGUCUGUUACGGUCGACAGCCCGUUUCCUCCGGUAGCCACACAUUCCAGCCGCAUCGCGAUCUGUGCAACGGCGGACUCCAGACGCCGGACUCGUCCCCACAGGGCAGCCCUGAACCUUACAUGGUUAUCUCCAAGAUAGAUGCCAAAGGUCAUUCCAAAUCCAACACUAUCCAUCCGUCCAAUUGCCUGGGCUCUCUCCCGACUCCCGAGAUGUCUCCGAUGGAGCAAGAUGAGUUGCAACAUCCUGAGGAGCUUCAGCGACAGCAUCAGCUUCAGCAACAUCAACGCCAGCAACAACAGCAAUCACAACAACAACAGCAAAAUGGGGCAGUGUUCCAGCUGGUUCACAAGUUCUCGUCGGCUUCAGCCUUUCUGCGUAGCGUAUCCCACCCCUACCGCCCGACCGUGAUGGGCGGAGGAGUUCAACCUCAACAACAGCAACCGGAGAACAGCGGCGGAAGCCAUCCGUACGUCGGCCAAUUCUUUAAUUCGAACCAAACAAACCAGUCGGCUGGCGGGUCGUUCUACAACCCUGCACAGUCUUAUAUGACCAACAACGGCUACACCAACGAGGCCUGCUCCGAUUACAAUCGUGACUAUCAUCGCUGUGAAAACGGACCUAAUAAUAACCAAGGGGGAAUGGGCGAACAUUAUCUGCCCUCUGUGAUGCCAGAAGAGUUCAUUGACGGGGAUAUUGAUCGAUCAGAGUUCGACAAAUACCUCAGCGGAUACGGAGCGAAUCACGCGACCAGUGUCAACUGUUCUUUCUACGGUGGUGUCGGCAACGUUGGCAUGGGUCACGUUAGCAAUAGCGUUCAUGACGGCCAAUCGACGUCGGAACAAUUUGACGGUCAGAAGGAGAACGGCACUGGUCUCCACAGUAACGACUACAUUUUAAUGAAAUCGGAGCCCAUCUAUGAAACCAUUCCAGCAGCAGGCUCUAGUCUCAGUUCGGCUUUGGCCGAUGUCCGUUCCCUCUAUUACGAUUGUUGAGUUCCACCGAAAUCUGCCGAUUGCCGAGCAAAAUCCUAUCUUAGUUGUACAGUACGUGCAGCUAGGCACGAAAACAGUUCAAUUUAUACAGUACUUCACAUUUCCUAAACGACGUUUAGAAAGGUUCUUUGACGACGUCGUAGUUGUGCGCUGUCUGCGUCGUAAUCUGUAGUUCGAGAAAAUGUGUCUGUUUAAUGCACUUCUGUAAUUUGACGAGGAUUUGUAGCCCUUAUUCGAAUAUUUUCUAGGAUAUGAGUAUGCAUCAUUUGUAUUUGAUGGCCGACUUUCCUCUUUAUUUUUCACCCAUUCAUUAUGUCUUGUAACGUAAUAAUUGAAAACAAAAAAGAAAAAGAAGAACACAUACUGUUCGACUGUACAUUUACUUCCUGCAUUUUUCACCGUCGGUUUAAAGCUCGCUGUACAAUCGACUCAGUCUAUUUCCUAUUGGAUUUGAUUGAAACUUUUGACUGGGAAAGUUUCGGCGCUGUAUAAGACAAAUGACGCAACAUUAGUAGCAUGACGGACGAACAAAUUUUCCCAAUAAGAUUUGAAGUGCAUGAAAAGGAAAUGAAGAAAGUUGAUCAUCAACGGAUUUCGUUAUCGCCGAUGGCAAGAGAACCCGCUUGUCUCGGGAUAUUUCAUCUACAAAAAAAAUUUAUGCAAGUUCACUUUCAAGAUUUCGAAUGGCAACACUCGAAAAUGAUAAACCUCUCAGCUUUACAAGAAGCAAUACCCAGCUGGUGGCAGAGAACAGAACCCCUCCUCCCUCUCUUUAAAAAAAGGUAUAUGUAUGAGAUACACGAGUCAUAUUAAAAUACCUGCCGUAUGCUACGCAUAAGAGCCUCAAUCGGAAUGCAAUCCAGAAAAUCACGCAGCCGAACCCGCAUCAAGAACGCUCUUCUACUUGCUUAGAUCUACCAAAGUCCAAAUGUACGUAUCCUAUUCAUUGCGUCCGUGUUUUCUUUUCCCACAAUUUGUAGACUUUUCUCCAGAGUUUUUUUUUUUUACGACCCGGCAAUCGCUCCCUUACGAACGAAGAUGUUUUGAUUUACUUGUUGGGCUUGAUGACUAAAUACACAGAUUUAUUUGACUGA